CUCAAAACCCUCAUUUUCAAGAGAUGCACAAGAAAGCAAAUUAUAGGACAAAUCAGGAACAUGUCUAACAUUUUUUAAGUUCACAAUAGAUCCAGAGUCAAAUUUAAGACACAUAUCUCCAAUUCCAAAAACUUUGCAUUUCUUUUCAUUAGCCAUGGACACAAUACCGUUAUCAAUCUCUUGAUAGUUUGAAAAAAGGUUUUUAAAUGGUGACAUAUGAAAGGUAAUUUGAUUCGUUCUUGAUGGAACCUGAGGAGACACAGAUGUGUGUUGCUCCCCCUGUUAAUGACAUAAAAUGGCUGCUGACAGAGUGCGCGCGAGCACUUGACGAAAACAAACUGCAUGAUUUUGACAUACUGGUGGAGCACACACGUGGGGUAGUGUCCGUCACAGGGGAUCCCAUCCAGCGCCUUGGGGCCUACAUGAUUGAAGGCCUAGUUGCAAGGAAAGAGGCUUCUGGUAGGAACAUUUGUAGGGCACUCAGAUGCCACGAGCCUGCAGGGAUGAAGGACCUACUGUCCUACAUGCACGUCUUGUACGAGACAUGGCCCUACCUAAAGUUCGGUUGCAUGGCUGCAAAUGGCGCCAUUGCGCGGGCAUGCAGAGGCGACGACCGCAUUCAUAUAAUAGACUUUCAAGUCGGGCACGGGAGCCAGUGGAUGACACUCCUACAAGCCUUCGCCACGAGGCCGGGCGGGGCCCCCUACGUGCGCAUCACCGGGAUCCAGGAUCCGCUUUCUUCUUACUCGACGCAUGGCGUAGGUUCCAUGGUAGGCGAACGCCUUGCGGCUAUGUCUGAGAGAUUCAACAUCCCAGUCGAGUUUCAUAACGUGCCUGUUUUCGCCUCACUGAUAACGAGAGACAUGCUUGGUAUUCGACCUCGCGAGUGCUUGGCGGUAAACUUCCCUCUACAGCUCCACAAAACCCCCGACGAGAGCGUGGAUGUCACCAACCCGAGAGACAGGCUUCUGAGGAUGGUGAAAUCCCUGUCUCCCAGGGUGGUGACACUGGUGGAGCAAGAGUCGAACACCAACACGGCGCCCUUCUUCCCCAGGUUCAGAGAAGCCCUGGAUUACUACUCAGCCAUGUUCGAGUCGCUGCGCGUGGUCCCGGGUAUGGACACAACUCACACAAGAGAGCGCAUCAACGUCGAGCAGCACUGCCUGGCAAGAGACUUGGUGAACGUCAUUGCGUGCGAGGGAAAAGAGAGGGAAGAGCGGCACGAGAUGUUUGGGAAAUGGAAAUCGAGGUUCACCAUGGCGGGGUUUAGACAGUUUCCUCUUAGCCCUUAUGUGAAUUCGGUCAUAAAGGACCUACUCGGGACUUACUCUGAGCAUUACACACUUGUUGAGGAAGAUGGGGCGAUGCUAUUGGGAUGGAAGGACCGAAACCUCAUCUCGGCAUCUGCUUGGCACUGAAUCGAAGCAAUAAUAUACUCCCUCCGUCCCAUAUAAACAUGGGUACAUUUUGACUAAAGUAGAAAUUAAGAGAGAGAAUUUUG
This is a messenger RNA of Cuscuta campestris, 1501 nucleotides long. Lineage: Eukaryota; Viridiplantae; Streptophyta; Magnoliopsida; Solanales; Convolvulaceae. The record is from the annotation of a GenBank genome assembly.